GUGAUCCACGGGGACUCACUUGCUGUCGCUUCCUCCUCCGUGCUGCCGACGUAUGUGCUGGCUAUCUUAUAUUUUAUCUUGUUCAGCCAGGCCGACAUUACCAGAGCCUGCAUUUUCCUUUGCUUACCUACCUCACUCCCUUGGACAUCCACCACUCUAAGUUGCCUGCUAACUCUCACCACCUCCAACAAUGGACACGGGAGCUCCUGCGGACUCGGAAGUUACACAUCGACGACGACAGCCAAGACGUGCCCGAGGAUCCCGACGUGGAGGCGGCGAUGAUGCUGCACUUGCAUUCCGACCUGCCAGUAUCGCACCUGCUGCUCCGGUACAUGACCGGCAGACUAUCCCAGAUGGAGUCGGCCAACGAGGUGGGCGUGGCGGUGGCGGUGGCGGUGGUCGGGGUCGUGGCCGGUCUGGGAGAGGAGGUGGUGGUCAAGCGCCACAGAAUCGCACCACUGUCAAUGGCAGGACGUUUGGAGGCGCUCUCACGCGAGCGGAUACGACCACCUCGCAAACUUCCACGGGGAACCUGCAAGCAGCAGCGCCGGUUUUUGUGCCAGGCCAGCUGCAUGUUCAAAAUGUACCCCUAAAGCAGCCCAUCGAGCGUGAUCCCAGAUCGCAUCGACAGACCAAGCAACGACGCAUGUCAAAGUCCCAGGCUCCCGACAUCGCUACGAGAACCCACGAAGACAUCGAUAAUCGCCAUUACGAAUGUGCCAUCUGCACCAGUGAAGUGCUGCGCAAUUCCAAGGUGUGGUCAUGUCACACAUGUUGGACCGUUUUUCAUCUCAAAUGCAUUAAGCAGUGGUCUUCCAACGCUGGAGCGGCCGCUGCACAGUCAAAUACCAAUGGUGAACCACAGAUGCGGCAGUGGAGAUGUCCAGGCUGCAAUCUACCCAAGGACGACUUGCCUCACUCGUACUCUUGUUGGUGCGAGAAAGAGACUGAGCCGAGACCACUGCAAGGCAUCCCGCCACACUCAUGCGGACAGACCUGCGGCAAAGAGAGACCACGAAAGUGUCCUCAUCCCUGCCAAUUGACUUGUCAUGCCGGACCUUGCCCGCCCUGCACACACAUGGGCCCGACCAAGACCUGCUACUGUGGUUCCCACGAAUCAACCAAGCGCUGCAUGGAGACCAACUACGAGUCCGGCUGGAGUUGUGGUGAGGUUUGCGGAUCCGUCAUGGCCUGCGGAGAGCACACUUGUCCACAAGCAUGCCACGAUGGCCCCUGUGGACCUUGUGAGAUUCGACUUCCCGCAAGAUGCUACUGCGGGCAGAUGGAGAAAGACGUCCUGUGCAGCGAUCGAGGACUGCCUGUGGAAAGUAAUCGAAAACAUAGUCUGUCGGAUUUGGCAGUAACAGAAAGUGCUACAGAUUUGCAAGGAUCGGAAACCGUAUUGGAGACUUGGACUGGGGUGUUUAACUGUGGCAGUACUUGCGGUCGCACACUCGACUGCAACCAUCACCAGUGCGUAAAGAAAUGUCACCCUCAAGACGCGGAUUCUGGCCAUUGUCCGCGAUCACCUGAUGUCGUCACACAUUGCUCCUGCGGGAAAACGCCACUUCACGAGUUAUCGGAUGCUCCGCGAACAUCGUGUGAAGAUGAUAUUCCAAGCUGCUCCAAGCCAUGCGACAAAAGCCUCCCUUGUGGUCAUCCCUGCCCGCAAGUAUGCCACGUUGGCGAUUGUGGUUCGUGCCUACGCACAGUCACCAUCAGCUGUCGAUGUGGAAGGUCAUCGCACACUACCAUGUGCCAUCAAGGGCGAGAUGAGCCACCUCAAUGCAUGCGUAUCUGUCGCUCUACGCUCAACUGUGGUAGACACAUGUGCGACGAACACUGCUGUGCAGGGGAACAAAAGGCCCGUGAGCGACAAGCGAGCCGGAAGAAGGGCAGACCUUUUGGUUCCGCACCACGCGCGGCGGCAGAGGGCUACGAAGCUGAGCACAUCUGCACUCGGCAGUGCGGCCGGCCACUCAAAUGUGGCAACCACUCUUGCGAAGAGCUCUGUCACAAAGGUCCUUGUGGCUCCUGCAGGGAGGCUAUCUUCGACGAAAUCACUUGUCAUUGCGAGCGCACUGUAUUGCAACCGCCACUGCCGUGUGGUACUCAGCCACCCCCUUGUCGCUAUGCAUGCGAACGGCCAAAGAGCUGUGGCCAUCCGCAAGUCGCUCACAACUGUCACUCAGAUGAAGACACUUGCCCCAAAUGUCCAUUUCUCACACCCAAGAUGUGCAUGUGCGGCAAGAAGGCACUGAAGAAUCAGCAAUGCUGGCUUCGCGAUGUCAGCUGUGGCAAUGUGUGCGGCCAGAAACUAAAGUGCGGGGUGCAUUUCUGCCGCAAGCAAUGCCAUCGCAAGGGUCAGUGUGAGGACGCUGGAGGAAAGGCUUGUGCUCAGCCUUGUGGCAAGGAGAAGAAAAUUUGUGGACAUCCGGACGAGGCGCCUUGCCACGCUCCAUUUGGUUGCAAGGAAAUCAAGCCCUGCAAUAGCAAGAUCUUCAUCACCUGCGAGUGUCAAGCGCAGAAGCAGGAGAUCAAGUGCGGUGCGUCAAGCACAACCGAAGGCAACAACCUGAAAUCUCUGCCCUGCACAGAGGACUGUGCGCGACUCGAACGGAACCGCAAGCUGGCAGUGGCAUUGAACAUUGACCAAUCCACCCAUGUUGAUGGCGGCGAUCAUAUUCCGUUCUCAACUGACACUUUAGACCUGUUCGCAGCACAUCCCAAGUGGGGCCAGGUGCAGGAACGAGAAUUCCGCGUUUUCGCCGCUUCCGACGAUGAGAAGCGUCUGCGAUUCAAGCCCAUGUCUGCGCAACAGCGCUCGUUUAUUCACUCUCUGGCAGAGGAUUUUGGCUUGGACUCUGAAAGUCUUGACCCGGAGCCUCAUCGUCACGUCAUGAUCUGGAAGACCCCGCGAUUUGUCUCUGCGCCAAACAAGACGCUCGCGGACUCGUUGAGAUUACGGCAGCAAGCUCAGCGGUCUGUCUAUGCUAGUACCAACGCCUCGGACAACGAGGGCGCGCCAGUAAAGUCUGCGUCAAAGACCUUUGAGCCAUUCAACAGCUUUCGCAUCAUCAAGCCACGCUUUGGGCUUACGAUUGAAGAGGUCCGAUCGGAAGUUGAAACAGUCUUGCGUACUGCCUAUCCAUUCACCUUCGAUAUCGAGUUUCUGCCCAGCGAGGACGUUGUGUUGAAGGCUAUCAGUCGCACGCUGUCAGCUCAAGAUCUCGAGCGUAUGUUGCUCAAUCUGAAAGAUCCACUCGGUACCAAGAUUGCCGAUCGUAGUUAUGGUAGUAUGCAGCUAUGCACGACCGAUAGCUCACUCAAUAUCACGCGCUUCGAGUCCGAUGGCAUGGGUAGCGAUGGCUGGUCGAGAGUUGCUGCCAAGAAGUCGGCGCCGAGGAUCGCACUCCAAAGCAACACUUAUGGUACUACCAAUGCCUUUUCCGCGCUAUCCGGAGGCAAAGUCACAUUCGCGAAGAAGGCUCCGCUGGCCAAGGUAGUGAAGCGCAGACCUGCGCCGGUCGUGGAUGAUUGGGAAGCAGCGGAAGUGGAAGAAGAGGAAAAAGAGCGCAUCGCGUAUGCUAGUGCGAGCGAGGGAGAAGCACUGGGCGUCGAGAGAUCUCGAGACCCGCUCCCUCUGGAGGGUUCCAGUAGUGACGAAAGUGUUGCAGCGGAGACCGCAGUAGCAAAGGUUGAUGAGACGAUUGAUGAGGGCGCCGAGACACGAGACUGGGCUGAGGGGGUGACACUGGCAGAGCAAACUGGAUGAGUAAAAGACGAGUUGUGUGAUGAAAAUGGCACUUUACUUCCUCCGAAUGGAUGUUGAAUCCACUGUACCAUCUCGUCGAAGAUGACAGGCCCUGGCAGGAUCUUAUCGCCGUCCUCAACACCAAAAUACGAAGAUUACUCUGCUGCUACAAAUGACAUAUGGAAGGUACAACCAAUGGAUAUAUCUGCGGUCACACAGUGUCGCUGAUAGUACCAUUGUUCCCUUUUUCUGACUCUUGUCUUCCAUGCAGUAUGAAUAUGUCCUACGGGCUGUACCAACAGUACGGAACAUCGGCCUAUUUUGACAACAUCUUUUGACCAGAAUAUGGUUUAGGGCAUAUGCGUAUACCUCAGACUAUGCUUACCUAAGAAUACACUUAUAUCUCUCUCUUCCUAGUAUAAAACGACUUCCGAUGCUUGCAAAGCAAAAUAUAGUUUAGGUAAGAGAGGAGGCGCGCUUAAUAGCCCUAAGACUUGCCUAUUAGAUAGUAUGGAACGUCGUUUAAUAGAUAGACAAAUCCUUU
Molecule: messenger RNA, 4298 nt
Organism: Sphaerulina musiva SO2202
Lineage: Eukaryota; Fungi; Ascomycota; Dothideomycetes; Mycosphaerellales; Mycosphaerellaceae
Exons: 1
Coding region: 191-3775 (1194 amino acids)
Biological process (GO): negative regulation of transcription by RNA polymerase II
Cellular component (GO): nucleus
Molecular function (GO): RNA polymerase II transcription regulatory region sequence-specific DNA binding; DNA-binding transcription factor activity, RNA polymerase II-specific; zinc ion binding
Source: RefSeq, a predicted model, not a curated record